AUGGAGAAAAGAACAAACCCACCUGAUAAAGGGUACUGGUCUGAUAAGGGGAGUUCUAUGAGUGUAAGAUGUGGCAGAAGUGAUUCAAAGUGGAUGGAUAAGAAUUUUGUAGAAGAUUUUGAGCCAAAUUCCUCAGAUGAGGAUUAUGUGGAUCAGAUCUUUAGGCGUAAGCCCAAAGGCUUGCUGCCUUGGUGGAAUGGUGAUUAUACUGCGCAAAGAGACACAGCCAGAGGGGACUGCUAUGGUCUUUUAGUGAGGUUAUGGUGCCUUUACUUUGUUUUUUUGGGGCCUUGGUUUGUAAUGUUUUUGACAGUCAAGACCAUCCCUGGACAAGCUUUUGUUUGUGCAGCAUUAACUGAAACGAAGGUGGAAAAGAGCAAGGAAUCUUUUGUCACCAAAGAUAGAGAUGUUCAUUUGAUUUUCGGCAUGAAGAGAAAAAAGAAGGAUCAAAUUUCAAGCUCUAAUGACAACUCAUUACUUGUGGCGGGAAUGCAGUGUGGCACAGAAGAUGAACGUUAG
This is a messenger RNA of Ilex paraguariensis (yerba mate), 519 nucleotides long. NCBI's taxonomy places the organism in Eukaryota, Viridiplantae, Streptophyta, Magnoliopsida, Aquifoliales, Aquifoliaceae. The record is from the annotation of a GenBank genome assembly.